AUGAAUCGCGCCCAAAAUAUCUUCUUCUUCCAGAAGGUCAAUUACCUAGCUUCGCGGGAAAGAAACCAUCAUCCUCCAUCUCCUCCAUGGCUUGGGGACGAAGGAAGGAAUAACCACCCCUAUCCUUGCGUUGGUUUGCCGGAGAAGGCGGUGGAGGCCGAAACUCCAGGAGAUCAAUCUUGGGGAAAAAGAAAAUUGUAUGGUCACCUACCUUCUCCGCUAUUGGGCUGUCAUGAUAAUAUAGCAGGUCGUAAUUCAUCCUUAUGGUGGCGUGAUAUCAUCGGUUCGGGGAAAAGCCGUAGUUUUAGUUGGUUUAAGUCCAACAUCGGUUGUUGUGUUGGUAAUGGUAAUGAUAUAGAAUUAUGGAAUUUCAAAUGGUUUGGGUCUCAAGCAUUGUGUGAUUUGUUUCCUGAUUUGUAUGUUCAUGAGGCGGACAAAUAUGCAAAGGUGGCUGAGCGUUUGGAUAGCUCUGUUACGGUACCACGAUGGAGAUGGAGCUGGCUUGCUCCGUUGGAUGAGAAUGAUGAGCAGCGGCUUUUGGAACUUGAAGGGCUGCUUUCUGGUUUUUCUUUUCAGUCGACCGCUCUAGAUCAUUGGCGUUGGAUACCAGACGUUAACGGUAUUUUUUCGGUGAAAUCCAGCUAUGCUAGUUUAUUAUCUUCAAGGCAGGCCGAAACUUUAGAUAACAAGGUGUUAGAUGCUAUACAACAGUUAUGGAGAACAGAUGUACAAUCUAAAAUUAGUUUUUUUGGGUGGAGCAUAUUGAGGAUAGUGCACACCUUUUCUUCUCGUGCCAUUUUAUUAAUGGACUAUGGAACAAAGUUUUAUCUUGGUUUCAAAACUCUCCCUUUGGGAGCGGCAGGAAUCGACCAUUUUAUGGCCUUUGGCGAGUUGUUCAAUGUUAAAGAUAAGUGGCGUAUUCGUCAUUUGGUUUGGUUGGCCACCACUUGGAAUUUAUGGAAAGUUCGAAACAACGUUAUUUUCAAUGGUGGCAUUAUGGAUGAGUCGGCGCUUUUGGAAGAGAUUAAACUUACUUCUUGGUUAUGGUUCUCCCGUCGGUUUGGUCGUAAAGCUUGUAUUCAUUUUUCUAGUUGGUGUUUAGAUCCGUUGUCGUGUAUCCAUAACUCUUAA
Trifolium pratense (red clover) is the source of this 1131-nucleotide messenger RNA. RefSeq lists its product as uncharacterized. The transcript has 3 exons. Lineage: Eukaryota; Viridiplantae; Streptophyta; Magnoliopsida; Fabales; Fabaceae. The record is from RefSeq and is a predicted model, not a curated record. The coding region runs from base 1 to 1131 and encodes 376 amino acids.